Molecule: messenger RNA, 1305 nt
Organism: Colletotrichum fioriniae
Lineage: Eukaryota; Fungi; Ascomycota; Sordariomycetes; Glomerellales; Glomerellaceae
Biological process (GO): transmembrane transport
Cellular component (GO): membrane
Molecular function (GO): transmembrane transporter activity
Source: RefSeq, a predicted model, not a curated record
AUGGAGUACACAUCCGAUAAAGAAAAGCCCUACGGGCCGGGCGAAGACCCAAUGCAGAAGCUCGACGAAGAGAGCGGUAGCGAUGGUAUUGAUGAGUUCAAGUCACCGCCGCCAUCGCCCACUAAGCCGACGGGUCCCCCGAAUGGAGGCUUGAAAGCCUGGAUGCAAGUUCUUGGCUCGUUUUUCAUUUAUUUCAACACAUGGGGACUGGUUGCCAGCUUUGGUACCUUCCAGGUCUACUACGAGGGUCACCUCCUGAAGGAACACAGCUCUUUCGCUAUUUCCACAAUUGGCUCGUUGCAGAGUUUCCUAAUGGUGUUCCUGGGUCUCUUUGCCGGCCCCAUCUUUGAUUUGGGAUACGCCAAGCAACUCCUUUGGGUGGGAACCACGUUGAUCGUCACCGGGUCCAUCCUCCAAAGUCUCAGCCACAAUCUUUGGCAACUCUUGUUGACACAAGGUCUUUGUGUCGGCGUUGGACAGGGAAGUUUGGCUGUGCUAGGAGUUGCUAUCUUAUCGCCAUGGUUCACUACUAAGCUACCCAUGGCAACCGGUAUUGCAGCAGCUGGAAGCGGUGUUGGCGGAUCGAUCCAGCCAGAAAUUGGCUUCCGCUGGACUGUGCGCACCAUGGCGCUGAUCGCGCUCACAACUCUCAGCAUUUCCAUCGUGACCAUGGAACCGCCCAAACCAUCGGCCUUCAGAAGACCCUUAAUUGACCGCACUGCCUUCAAAGACGCCCCAUACCUACUGUUCGUAGGCGCCUGCUGCCUCGUGUUUCUUGGCAUGUACACUCCAUUUGUCUACAUUCCGGGAUACGCUUUGGCGAGGCAUGCUGUCAGCACCGAGAUCGACAAGUACCUGCUUGCAAUCCUCAACGGCGCAUCGAUUGUCGGCCGCACCGUACCAAUCUUAUUCACCGCUCAACUCGGUCGGAUGAACAUGCUCAUUGUCGCAGUAGCGGCCUUAUCUAUCUCGGCAUUCUGUCUCUCGGCAGUCACUCACACUCCUGCGUUGUUGGUGACGGUCAUCUUCUAUGGAACUAGCAGCGGAGCCUUUUUCUCUCUGCAACCGGCUACGUUUUCUCUUCUCACGGAGGACAAGAAGUACAUCGGAACCAGACUUGGCAUGGCAUACGCCGUGAUGUCUGUUGCUCUGUUGCUGGGUUCUCCCGUUGGCGGCGCACUCGUGCGCUCUGUCGGCUACGUUAGCGCUUGGAUCUGGGCAGGAGUGACCCUUGGGCUGGGUAGCAUUACAAUCGCAUGUUCGCGAGGCAUGGCAACUAAGUGGGAUUGGAAGAAAACACUUUAG